This is a messenger RNA of Scutellospora calospora, 342 nucleotides long. Lineage: Eukaryota; Fungi; Glomeromycota; Glomeromycetes; Diversisporales; Gigasporaceae. The record is from the annotation of a GenBank genome assembly.
AUGGACAAGAAUGUUAUUCGUAAAAAUAUUAAUAAAAAUCCAAAUAAUCAAGAACAAGAAGAAUUUUCUAAUUCUAAUAAGUCUUCUAAAAAAGUUCGAUCUGAUUGGGAUCCUAAUUGGUCUAAAAUUUAUCCAUGGCUUAAAAAAUCUGAAGAUGCUAAUAGUACAAUUACAUUGUACUGUACUUGGUGCAAAGAUGCAGGAAAAUCUAAUCAAUUUACUGAAGGUACACAAGCAUUAAGAAAACAAACUAUCGAAAGACAUCUUAUAAUUAAUGAUCAUCAAAAAGCUAUUAUUGCUCGAGAUAAUCAACAAACAAAGCUUAUGCAAGGAUUUACUUGA